Molecule: messenger RNA, 1666 nt
Organism: Carya illinoinensis
Lineage: Eukaryota; Viridiplantae; Streptophyta; Magnoliopsida; Fagales; Juglandaceae
Product: putative receptor-like protein 8
Exons: 4
Coding region: 450-872 (140 amino acids)
Molecular function (GO): protein binding
Source: RefSeq, a predicted model, not a curated record
CCAAAACAAGAAGAUUUUAUAUAGAAAUGAAUAUGAGUGUCUUACAAUAUUAUUUCUCAAUGAAGGCUUUGCUGCUUUGGGUUUUAAUGGUUUUUGUUCAAACUAGUGAGUACAUGGGUUGCUUGGAGGAAGAGAGAAUCGAUCUACUUCAUUUGAAGUCAUUUCUUAUUAUAUCCAUUCGGCCUCUCAAAGCUUAUAAUUCAGACUAUCUUCUUCCUUCAUGGGUCAACCAUGAGAAGAGUGAUUGUUGUGGUUGGGAGCGGGUCACGUGUAACUCCACCACAGGUCAUGUGAAAGAACUGUCCCUGAAAAUUUAUCGCCAUAUUAUCCUACUUAUGAUAACGAUGUUUAUUUCUAUUACAAAAGGGUGAAAUAUGAGGAACGUUGGUUGUUAAAUGUUUCCCUAUAAGAGCCUUUCAAGGAGUUAAGAAGUCUUGAUCUAUCCUUUGAUGCAAUCAAUGGUUGCAUAUGGGAUGAAGGCGGCCAGGAGAUAUAAAUUUGUAUUCAAGGUGUAUGCAAAUUCUAUGGCUCCACUCAAGGAGUUAAGAAGUCUUGAUCUAUCCUUUAAUGCAAUCAAUGGUUGCAUACGGGAUGAAGGAUUUGAAAAGCUUUCAACCCUAAGGAAUCUAGAAAUUUUAAACCUUGGUUACAACUUCUUUGAUGACAAUAGCAUUCUACAAUCUUUGGGUGCUAUCACUUCACUCAAGACUUUAAAUCUUAGUUGGAAUCACUUGGAGGGAUACUUUCCAGCUGAAGAAUUAGUUAUGUUGAGAAAUUUGAACACGCUGGAUAUAAGUAUUAACAUAUGUGCCUCUACUGCUCAUAAAGGAGACACUGCACCAACAGCAGAGCCAUCACAGCAUGUAAUAUAGCCCUUCACAGAUUGCAUUGUAUUCUGUUAUUCUCUACGGUCAUGUAACAAACUUAUUCUUUAUUCCCUCUUGUAAAAAGUCUAUAUAUAGACCACUAUUAGCACAAUGAAAUACAUGAGGAAAACUGGGGAGGAUGCCCCGACGACAAGAGGUCAACUGGAGGAUUCUGGAUCUUUCUUGGUAAGCAUCUGAUCUCGUGGUGCUCCAAGAAGUAGAAAACUGUUGCCAGAUCCUCCACGAAAGCUGAGUACAAAUCAUUGGCCUCCUCUGUUGCUGAACUACUAUGGCUUCAAACCUUACUCCGAGAACUUGGUCUUCCACUGCAUCAUGCUCCUACUCUUUGGUGUGAUAACUUUGGAGCAACCUAUUUAUGUGCCAAUCCCGUUUAUCACUCCAAGACAAAGCACAUGGAUAUUGACUACCACUUUGUCCGAGAUCAUGUAGCAGCCAACACCUUAAAAAUUACCUUCUGCAGCUCCAAAGAACAAUUGGCUGAUGUUCUAACCAAACUAAUCGUUGCUGACAGGUUCAUCAAGUUUAAGCCUCGUCUCAAUUUGGUUGACACCCCCUUGGACUCGAGGGGGCAUAUUAACAUAUGUGCCUCUACUGCUCAUAAAGGAGACACUGCACCAACAGCAGAGCCAUCACAGCAUGUAACAUAGCCCUUCACAGAUUGCAUUGUAUUCUGUUAUUCUCUACGGUCAUGUAACAAACUUAUUCUUUAUUCCCUCUUGUAAAAAGUCUAUAUAUAGACCACUGUUAGCACAAUGAAAUACAUGAGGAAAACUUUCCAA